This is a messenger RNA of Sugiyamaella lignohabitans, 477 nucleotides long. RefSeq names its product putative heme/steroid binding protein. The transcript has a single exon. The coding region runs from base 1 to 477 and encodes 158 amino acids. The record is from RefSeq and is a predicted model, not a curated record. NCBI's taxonomy places the organism in Eukaryota, Fungi, Ascomycota, Dipodascomycetes, Dipodascales, Trichomonascaceae.
AUGUCAGAACAGCCACAGCUGGGUCCUCCGCCUGACCGCAAAAAAAUGCUGGCACCACCACCUGGCAACGCCCAGUCCACACUCUUCCCCAGCAUAAACUCGGCCCAACGAGCAUCAGGCUCACGAGCUAUCAGCGGUCCUCAACCAGCGGCCGCGGCUCGUCGUAAAAAAGUAGCCCUCCAACCAGGCCACUCGGCGCUUGACUGGGCCAAUCUUCGAAAUUCGGGGGCUAAUCUCAGGGUAGGUACCUGUUCGCCUCCGGCGGCUGGGGCUGCGCCCCAGACCCCGCUGCUCCUCUCGCUGCGCUCGAGUCGGGUUUCGGGCGUCCCCUUUAAAGGUUCUCGGGGUCUUUCUGAUGCCUCGGGUGACGACUCGAGCGGAGCGAGAGGAGCUACGGGGUCUGGGGCGGAGCCUCAGCCGACGGAGGCACACUCCCCAGUCCCGUAUAGUGAUACUAACAGGUUUUCAGGGAGUUGA